CGUCAACAGUGAAAUGGCAGCCUCCUGCUUUUUGUAAAUGAACACAAGGUCCAAGCUGGUGAAGGAGCGAGCCGUUAUUCUGACCCGAGAACCCCAUUCACAAGACCAAAACCCCCGGACUCGAGCAUGUCUCCAAAGAUCACAGGAGAGCUGCUCAGGCUGCUUCGGCACGCCAUGAAGAACUGUAAAUACUUCUCUGAGCCCAUAAACGCCUACAUCGUCCCGUCUGGAGACGCACACCAGAGUGAAUACAUUGCUCCUUGUGACUGCAGGCGUGAGUUCAUCUGUGGAUUUAAUGGCUCUGCAGGUACCGCCAUUGUCACGGAGCAGCACGCCGCCAUGUGGACUGAUGGGAGAUAUUUCCUCCAGGCCAGUCAGCAGAUGGACAACAACUGGACCCUGAUGAAGAUGGGGCUGAAGGAGACCCCCUCUCAGGAGGACUGGCUGAUCAGCGUUCUGCCAGAGAACUCUAAAGUGGGAGUCGAUCCUUGGAUCAUUGCUGCAGAUCAGUGGAAGAACAUGUCGAAGGCCCUGACGAGUGCAGGCCACUCCCUGGUGGCGGUGCAGGAUAACCUGAUUGAUGUGGUCUGGAUAGACCGCCCAGAAAGACCCAGCACGCAGCUUCGCACCCUGGGAUUGGAUUACACCGGUAUGUCCUGGCAGGAUAAGAUCACAGCACUGCGAGCCAAAAUGGCGGAGAGGAAGAUCACAUGGUUUGUCGCCACGGCGCUGGACGAGAUUGCAUGGCUUUUCAACCUGCGAGGUGCAGACAUCGAGUACAACCCGGUGUUCUUUGCUUAUGCCAUCGUGGGGAUGAACGCAAUAAGGCUUUUUGUGGACUUGAAGCGUCUCUCCGAUCCCGCGUUGAGAGACCAUCUGCAGCUGGACUCUCCCAGCAAGUCGGAGAUGAGCAUCCACACGUUCCCAUACGAGUCGGUCUACACCGAGCUGCAGGCCAUCUGCGCCGCACACGGCCCCAAAGACAAGGUGUGGAUCUGCGACAGAGCCAGCUGCGCGCUCACGCAGGUCAUCCCCAAGGCCCACAGGUCCCCCAUCCCCUACACCCCUCUCUGCCUCGCCAAGGCCGUGAAGAACGCCAGCGAGAUCCAGGGCAUGAAAAUGGCUCAUAUCAAAGACGCAGUCGCGCUCUGUGAACUCUUCGCUUGGUUGGAAAAGGAGAUUCCUAAAGGUACCGUGACGGAGAUCUCUGCUGCUGAUAAGGCCGAAGAGUUUCGCAGUCAGCAGAAAGAAUUUGUGGGCCUCAGUUUCCCCACCAUCUCCAGCGUGGGUCCAAACGGAGCGAUCAUACAUUACAGACCCCUACCUGAAACCAACAGAACCCUCUCUCUGAACGAGGUCUACCUGAUCGACUCCGGAGCGCAAUACGUGGAUGGAACCACCGACGUCACACGCACCAUGCACUUUGGAACGCCGUCUGCUUUUGAGAAGGAGUGCUUCACCUACGUGCUGAAGGGACACAUAGCUGUCAGCGCUGCCGUCUUCCCCAACGGAACGAAAGGACACCUGUUGGAUUCGUUCGCCCGUGCCGCUCUGUGGGAGUCGGGGCUGGACUACCUUCACGGGACGGGACACGGUGUGGGCUGCUUCCUCAACGUCCACGAGGGCCCGUGCGGCAUUAGCUACAAGACCUUCGCCGAUGAACCUCUCGAGUCCGGCAUGAUCGUCAGUGACGAGCCCGGUUACUAUGAAGACGGAUCUUUCGGCAUCCGUAUAGAAAACGUGGUCCUGGUUAUCCCAACGAAGCCCAAAUACAACUACAGAAACCGAGGCAGUCUGACGUUUGAGCCGCUCACUCUGGUUCCUCUCCAAGUGAAGAUGAUGAACACGGAGCUGCUCACUCAGAAGGAGCGCGACUGGGUGAACGAGUAUCACAGGAAGUGUCGGGAGGUGAUCUGCGGCGAGCUGGAGAGGCAGGGCAGGAAGGAGGCGCUGGAGUGGCUGCUGAGAGAGACGCAGCCGAUCGUCUGAGGACGUGUAGGUCGUCUGCGGUGAUCAUCGUUUGUAUUUCUCUCAUCUCUUCUGUGUCUCGCCCUCGGCUUCUUUUGUAAAGCACAUUGUAUCCGCAGUUUUAUUAAAGUUAAAAUGGAUCACGA
Messenger RNA from Labrus bergylta (ballan wrasse), 2114 nucleotides. NCBI's taxonomy places the organism in Eukaryota, Metazoa, Chordata, Actinopteri, Labriformes, Labridae. The record is from RefSeq and is a predicted model, not a curated record.